CUCCUCCUCCUCCUCCUCCUUCUCACACUCGCUGGAUCGCUCUCCGCCUGCUGCCUCUUCUCUCUUGCCUCCCUGCUUCUCUCGAUGCCUCUUUGCCUGGGUCUCUGCUUGUUUUUCCUCCCCCUUGGACCGGCCAGCCAGCAACCAGGCUCUAAGCAUCCCAGCCCUGCAGUGGCUCAGGACUUGAUGCUAUGAGAAGAGCGAAGCGAGCCGAGCGACCAGUCCUGCAGGAGGCGUCGGAUGCUGCGCUGCUCUCGGGACCUGGAUCUUUCCCCUCUUCCUCUCUUUGCCCUUUGGUGAUUAUUUGGCACUGUCCUUAGUCCCACUGCUCCUCGGAGGAGACGGUCACAGCCGAGAAGAGCCGCCGGGGUUGUGUGUGGGUGUGUGGAAUAACUGCAGACAUGACUGCGUGGAGGAAAUUCAAGUCUCUGCUGUUUUUCUGCGCGGGGCUCCUCACUGCAGCUCAGGGUCAGAAUUGUGGAGGUUUAGUACAGGGACCAAAUGGUACAAUAGAAAGUCCUGGAUUUCCUCAUGGUUAUCCAAAUUAUGCCAACUGCACAUGGAUCAUUAUCACAGGAGAACGUAACCGGAUACAACUGUCAUUUCACACUUUUGCCCUCGAGGAAGAUUUUGAUAUUUUGUCAAUUUAUGAUGGACAGCCACAACAAGGCAAUUUAAAAGUGAGGUUGUCUGGAUUUCAGCUGCCAUCAUCUAUUGUGAGCACAGGAUCUAUCCUCACACUUUGUUUCACCACAGACUUUGCUGUGAGUGCUCAAGGUUUCAAGGCUAUCUACGAAGUUCUACCUAGCCACACUUGUGGAAACCCGGGAGAAAUACCUAAAGGAGUACUUCAUGGAUCAAGGUUCAAUAUAGGAGACAAAAUUAGAUAUAGCUGUAUCUCAGGCUACAUCCUGGAGGGCCAUGCAAUGUUAACAUGUAUUGUGAGUCCUGGAAAUGGUGCAUCGUGGGAUUUUCCAGCUCCAUUUUGCAGAGCUGAAGGUGCUUGUGGAGGAACUCUACGUGGGACAAGCGGAACUAUUUCAAGCCCUCAUUUCCCUUCGGAGUAUGAAAAUAAUGCUGACUGCACAUGGACAAUUCUGGCUGAACCAGGAGAUACUAUUGCUCUGGUCUUUACAGAUUUCCAGUUAGAGGAAGGAUAUGAUUUCUUAGAGAUCAGUGGAACUGAAGCACCAUCAAUCUGGUUGACUGGCAUGAACCUGCCUUCUCCUGUUAUCAGCAGCAAAAACUGGUUACGACUCCAUUUCACAUCUGACAGUAACCACCGACGGAAAGGAUUUAAUGCCCAGUUCCAAGUGAAAAAAGCAAUUGAAUUGAAGUCAAGAGGAGUCAAGAUGCUGCCCAACAAAGACAGUAACCACAAAAAUUCUGUCUUGAGUCAAGGUGGGGAUGCAGUCAUAUCUGACAUGUGUCCUGAUCCUGGAAUUCCUGAGAAUGGGAAGAGAGCAGGCUCUGACUUCAGGGUGGGUGCAAGUGUACAGUUCUCCUGUGAGGAUAAUUAUGUGCUCCAAGGUUCUAAGAGCAUCACUUGCCAGAGAGUGACAGAUACACUAGCUGCUUGGAGUGACCACAGGCCGAUCUGUCGUGCUAGAACAUGUGGUUCUAAUCUGCGUGGACCAAGUGGAAUUAUUACAUCACCUAAUUACCCAGUUCAAUAUGAAGAUAACGCACACUGUGUGUGGGUUAUCACAACAACAGAUCCAGAAAAGGUCAUAAAGCUAGCUUUUGAAGAGUUUGAACUGGAAAGAGGAUAUGACACCCUGACUAUAGGGGAUGCUGGGAAAGUGGGAGACACCAGAACAGUGUUGUAUGUACUUACUGGCUCUAGUGUUCCUGAUCUUAUUGUGAGCAUGAGCAACCAGAUGUGGCUACAUUUGCAAUCUGAUGACAGCAUUGGCUCACCUGGAUUCAAAGCUGUCUAUCAAGAAAUUGAGAAAGGAGGUUGUGGAGACCCAGGAAUACCAUCAUAUGGAAAAAGGACUGGCAGUAGUUUUCUGCAUGGAGACACACUUACCUUUGAAUGUCAGGCAGCUUUUGAACUUGUGGGAGAGAGAAUGAUCACAUGCCAACAAAAUAACCAGUGGUCUGGCAACAAACCCAGCUGUGUUUUCUCAUGCUUCUUCAACUUUACUACACCAUCUGGAAUUAUUCUUUCACCAAACUACCCUGAGGAAUAUGGGAACAACAUGAACUGUGUGUGGUUGAUUAUUUCGGAGCCAGGAAGCAGGAUUCAUCUAAUUUUCAAUGAUUUUGAUGUGGAGCCUCAGUUUGACUACCUUUCAGUGAAGGAUGAUGGGAUUUCUGAUUUACCAGCUCUUGGCACUUUUUCUGGCAAUGAGGUCCCUUCCCAGCUGGCUAGCAGUGGGCACAUAGUAAGACUUGAAUUUCAGUCAGAUCACUCUACCACUGGAAGAGGCUUUAAUAUCACUUAUACAACCUUUGGUCAGAAUGAGUGCCAUGAUCCUGGAAUUCCCAUAAAUGGAAGACGUUUUGGAGAUAGAUUCCUUCUGGGAAGUUCUGUUUCUUUUCACUGUGAUGACGGCUUUGUUAAAACCCAAGGCUCUGAGUCCAUAACCUGCAUUAUGCAGGAUGGAAAUGUUGUGUGGAGCUCCACUGUCCCACGCUGUGAAGCACCAUGUGGUGGACAUUUGACAGGAUCGAACGGGGUUAUCUUGCCACCAGGAUGGCCAGGAUAUUACAAGGACUCGCUAAAUUGUGAAUGGGUGAUUGAAGCAAGACCAGGACAUUCUAUUAAGAUCACCUUUGACAGAGCUCUAUGUGGUGGCUAUAUUCAUGGGAAGAGUGGAACCAUUCUGUCACCAGGUUUUCCUGAUUUUUAUCCAAACUCUUUAAACUGCACUUGGACUAUUGAAGUAUCACACGGCAAAGGAGUACAGUUGGUCUUUCACACCUUUCACCUUGAGAGUUCUCAUGACUAUUUGCUUAUCACUGAAGAUGGCAGCUUCACAGAACCAGUGGCGAGAUUAACUGGCUCAGUGUUACCCCCUACAAUUAAAGCUGGCCUCUUUGGAAACUUCUCUGCACAGCUUCGAUUUAUAUCUGACUUUUCAAUCUCUUAUGAAGGUUUCAAUAUAACAUUUUCAGAAUAUAAUCUGGAACCAUGUGAUGAUCCUGGCGUUCCUGCCUUCAGUAGAAGAAUCGGUUUUUACUUUGGUGUUGGAGACUCCUUGACCUUUUCUUGCUUUCCUGGAUAUCGCUUGGAAGGUGCUAAUAAACUUGCCUGCCUGGGUGGUGGCCGUCGUGUAUGGAGUGCACCUCUGCCAAGGUGUGUGGCUGAAUGUGGAGCAAGUGUCUCUGGAAAUGAAGGAACAUUGCUGUCUCCAAAUUUUCCAUCCAAUUAUGACAACAACCACGAAUGCAUCUAUAAAAUUGAAACAGAGGCUGGUAAAGGGAUCCAUCUUAGAGCCAGGACCUUUCAACUGCAUGAAGGAGACAUUGUUAAGGUGUAUGAUGGAAAAGACAGUUCUUCUCGUCCUCUGGGUGUCUUCACUAAAAAUGAACUGAUGGGACUGAUCCUGAAUAGCACCUCUAACCAUUUGUGGAUAGAAUUUAAUACCAACGGAUCUUAUACUGACCAAGGAUUUCAGCUCACAUACACCAGUUUUGACCUAGUCAAGUGUGAAGAUCCGGGAAUACCAAAUUAUGGCUACAAGAUCCGUGAUGAAGGACAUUUCACUGACACAGUCAUUUUAUACAGCUGUAAUCCUGGCUAUAUGAUGCAUGGUAGUAGUAUUAUGACCUGCCUAAGUGGAGAUCGAAGAGUGUGGGACAAACCUUUGCCUACCUGCCUAGCUGAGUGUGGUGGUCGAAUUCAUGCUGCUACUUCUGGUCGCAUAUUGUCACCAGGUUACCCAGCACCAUAUGACAACAAUCUUCAUUGCACUUGGAUUAUAGAGGCAGAUCCAGGGAAGACAAUUAGUCUGCAUUUUAUUGUUUUUGACACUGAGGUCGCCCAUGACAUCCUGAAGGUGUGGGAUGGUCCUCUUGAAAGCAGUAUUCUUCUGAAAGAAUGGAGUGGUUCAGCCCUUCCUGAGGAUAUCCAUAGCACCUUCAACUCACUGACGUUACAGUUUGACAGUGACUUCUUCAUCAGCAAGUCAGGCUUCUCCAUCCAAUUCUCAACAUCAGUUGCAUCAACAUGUAAUGAUCCUGGGACUCCACAGAAUGGUACCAGAUAUGGAGACAGCAGAGAGCCUGGCGAUACCACCACCUUUCAGUGUGACCCUGGGUAUCAGCUCCAAGGACAGGCCAAAAUUACUUGUGUGCAGCUGAAUAACCGAUUCUUUUGGCAACCUGAUCCUCCAACAUGCAUAGCUGCAUGUGGAGGAAACCUGACAGGUCCGGCGGGUGUUAUUUUAUCACCUAACUACCCACAGCCAUAUCCUCCUGGGAAGGAAUGUGACUGGAGAAUAAAAGUAAACCCUGACUUUGUCAUUGCUUUGAUAUUCAAAAGUUUCAAUAUGGAGCCCAGUUAUGAUUUUCUACAUAUUUAUGAAGGGGAAGAUUCUAACAGUCCUCUAAUUGGCAGUUUUCAAGGCUCCCAGGCACCUGAAAGAAUAGAGAGCAGUGCUAAUAGUCUAUUUCUAGCAUUUCGCAGUGAUGCUUCUGUUGGCAUGUCAGGAUUCGCCAUUGAAUAUAAAGAAAAACCACGGGAAGCUUGUUUUGACCCUGGAAACAUAAUGAAUGGGACUAGAAUUGGAACAGACUUCAAACUUGGGUCGACUAUUACUUAUCAGUGUGAUUCUGGAUAUAAGAUUAUUGAUCCUUCAACUAUAACAUGUGUGAUUGGUGUUGAUGGAAAACCAGCAUGGAACAGAGUAUUGCCAUCUUGUAAUGCUCCUUGUGGAGGCCAGUAUACUGGAUCAGAUGGUGUGGUUUUAUCACCAAAUUAUCCACAUAAUUAUACUGCUGGGCAGACUUGUCACUAUUCUAUAACUGUACCUAAGGAAUUCGUUGUGUUUGGGCAAUUUGCCUAUUUCCAGACUGCUCUGAACGAUGUGGCAGAGUUAUUUGAUGGAGAACACCCUCAGGCUAGACUUCUCAGUUCACUUUCUGGAUCUCAUUCAGGUGAGACAUUGCCUUUAGCUUCAUCCAAUCAGAUAUUGAUGCGGUUCAGUGCAAAGAGUGGGGCAUCUGCCAGAGGUUUCCAUUUUGUCUACCAAGCUGUUCCACGCACCAGUGAUACACAAUGCAGCUCUAUUCCAGAACCCAGAUAUGGCAGGAGAAUUGGGUCUGAAUUUUCAGCAGGCUCUGUUGUUCGAUUUGAAUGUAGCCCUGGUUAUCUGCUGCAAGGCUCAAAAGCUAUUCGAUGUCAGUCUGUGCCUAAUGCUUUAGCUCAGUGGAAUGACACUGUACCAAGCUGUAUAGUACCAUGCAAUGGGAAUUUCACUGAACGGAGGGGCACUAUCUUGUCACCUGGUUAUCCAGAACCCUAUGGUAACAGCUUGAAUUGUGUGUGGAAAAUCAUAGUGACUGAGGGAUCAGGUAUUCAGAUCCAGGUCAUAAGUUUUGCCACAGAACAUAACUGGGACUCCCUUGAAAUCUAUGACGGUGGAGAUAUGACAACACCGCGACUGGGGAGCUUUUCAGGUACUACUGUGCCAGCAUUGUUGAACAGCACCUCCAAUCAACUUUACCUGCACUUUCACUCUGAUAUUAGUGUGGCAGCAGCUGGUUUUCACCUGGAGUACAAAACUGUAGGCCUAGCUGCUUGUCCAGAACCAAUACUUCCUAGCAAUGGCAUCAAAAUGGGGGAGAGAUAUAUGGUGAAUGAUGUUUUGUCUUUUCAAUGUGAGCCAGGAUACACAUUACAGGGUCGUUCUCAUAUUUCUUGUAUGCCUGGAACAGUUCGCCGUUGGAAUUAUCCAUCUCCCCUCUGCAUUGCUAAGUGUGGUGGAACACUGACAAAUAUGGGUGGAGUGAUCCUGAGCCCAGGUUUUCCUGGAAAUUACCCUAGUAACUUAGAUUGCACAUGGAAGAUCUUAUUGCCUAUUGGAUACGGUGCACAUAUUCAAUUUCUGAAUUUCUCUACUGAAGCUAAUCAUGACUUUCUUGAAAUUCAGAAUGGGCCUUACCACACCAGUUCUAUGAUAGGCCAGUUUAGCGGAACGGAACUCCCACCAUCUUUGCUAAGUACAACUCACGAAACACUCAUCCAUUUUUAUAGCGAUCACUCAGAGAAUCGACAAGGAUUUAAGCUUGCAUACCAGGCUUACGAGUUACAAAACUGCCCAGAUCCUCCUCCUUUUUUAAAUGGAUAUAUAGUCAACUCGGAUUACAGCGUGGGUCAAUCAAUAUCAUUUGAGUGCUAUCCUGGGUAUGUUUUAAUAGGUCAUGCUGUUCUCACUUGCCAACAUGGGAUCAACAGGAACUGGAACUAUCUUUUUCCAAGAUGUGAAGCUCCUUGUGGCUAUAAUGUAACCUCUCCAAAUGGUACAGUUUAUUCCCCAGGAUUUCCAGAUGAAUAUCCAAAUUCAAAGGACUGUACAUGGUUUAUUUCUGUCCCUCAAGGCCACGGGGUUUAUAUCAACUUUACCUUACUCCAAACUGAACCAGUGAAUGACUACAUUGCAGUUUGGGAUGGUCCUGACCAAAAUUCGCCUCAGCUGGGUGUUUUCAGUGGGAACACAGCUCUUGAAACAGCUUACAGCUCGACCAAUCAAGUUCUUCUCAAAUUUCACAGUGACUUCUCAACUGGAGGGUUCUUUGUCCUCAAUUUCCAUGCUUAUCCACUAAAGAAAUGCCAGCCUCCACCAGCAGUUCCACAGGCUGACUUACUUACAGAAGAUGAUGAUUUUGAAAUAGGAGACUUUGCCAAAUACAAGUGUCAUCCUGGUUUCACCCUGGUUGGAAAUGACAUGUUGACUUGCAAGCUGAAUGCACAAUUGCAGUUUGAGGGCUCACCCCCAUUUUGUGAAGCACAAUGUCCAGCAAAUGAAAUCCGUACAGAAUCAUCUGGAGUGAUCCUCAGUCCAGGUUACCCAGGCAACUACCCCAAUUCUCAGACCUGCUCCUGGACUAUUAAAGUUGAACCAAGCUAUAACAUCUCUAUUUUUGUAGAAAUGUUUCAGAGUGAAAAACAGUUUGAUGAAUUGGAAAUAUUUGAUGGUUCUUCUGGGCAAAACCCUUUGUUGGUUUCUUUAAGUGGAAAUCAUACUGGACAACUAAACUUCACAAGCAGAAAUAAUCAGCUAUAUCUUCGCUGGUCAACUGACCAUGCAACCAAUAAGAAGGGAUUCAAGAUACGUUACUCAGCUCCCUAUUGCAGCUUAAACAAUGUCCCAAAGAAUGGUGGAACUUUAAAUAAAACAGCAGGUUCAACUGGAAGUAAAGUGCACUAUUACUGCAAGCCUGGAUAUAGAAUGAUUGGCCAUAGUAAUGCAACUUGUAGACGUCUUCAGAAUGGCCUGUAUCAAUGGGAUUCUCCUGCCCCGCUCUGCCAUGCUGUGUCGUGUGGUAUUCCAGAAUCUCCAGGAAAUGGUUCAGUUGUAGGUAAUGAGUUCACUUUGGGCAGUAGAGUGAUAUAUGAAUGUAAUGAGGGCUUCAAGCUAGAAUCUAGUCAACAAGCAACAGCAGUGUGUCAAGAAGAUGGAUUAUGGAGUAACAAAGGGAGGCCACCUGUCUGUAAACCUGCAACUUGCCUCAGCAUUGAGACUCUGCUCUCGGAGCAUGUCAUCUGGAGACUGAUAUCUGGGUCAUUGAAUGAGUAUGGAGGUCAAGUAAUGCUGAGCUGCAGUCCUGGCUAUUAUUUAGGGGGUCAAAGACUCAUACAGUGCAGAUCUAAUGGAACAUGGAGUGGAGGUGAUGAAAGGCAUAGCUGUAAGGUUGUCUCCUGUGGUGGCCUCCCUUCUCCACCAAAUGGUAAUAAGAUUGGAACCCUAACGGUGUAUGGAGCCACUGCAAUCUUCACCUGUAACACGGGGUACACAUUAGUUGGAUCUCAUGUGAGAGAAUGCUUAGCAAAUGGACUCUGGAGUGGCGCUGAAACCCGAUGUCUGGCUGGGCAUUGUGGUUCUCCAGAUCCAAUUGUAAAUGGCCACAUUAGUGGGGAUGGCUUCAGUUACCGUGACACUGUGGUCUAUCAGUGUAACCCUGGCUUUCGGCUUGUCGGUACAUCUGUCAGGAUUUGCCUGCAAGAUCAUAAGUGGUCUGGACAAACUCCCGUUUGUGUCCCAAUCACAUGUGGACAUCCUGGGAACCCAGCUCAUGGAGUGACUAAUGGAAGUGAGUUCAAUUUGAAUGAUGUUGUAAACUUUACCUGUGGCACUGGGUAUUUACUUCAAGGUGCCUCUCGAGCACAGUGCCGGAGCAAUGGACAGUGGAGCAGCCCUUUACCUACCUGCCGAGGUAAGAAAUAUUUCCAUUCAAUCUGGUCCUUGAUGUCAGAAGAUGAGGAGAGUGUUGGGGCAUACACACUCACAAAAUUGACUGGGACCUCAGAUGUGAACAACCAUAGUUCCAAAAUUCUCUCUGAUCUAUUUGCAGGUGGUUUAAUCAUCCCCAGAACUGUAUCUUGUGGAAAUCCUGGCACCCCAGCCAAUGGCAUGGUAAUAUACAGUGAUGGGAUAAUGUUCUCGAGCUCAGUCAUUUAUGCUUGUUGGGAAGGUUACAAGACUUCAGGGCUAACUACUCGACAUUGUACAGCCAAUGGGACAUGGACUGGCACUGCUCCAGACUGCACAGUAAUCAGCUGUGGAGAUCCAGGUGGAAUAGCAAAUGGUAUGCAGUUUGGAACUGAUUUUAUCUUUAAUAAGACAGUAAGUUAUCAGUGCAGCCCAGGGUAUUUGAUGGAGCCUGUCAGUUCAUCCACUAUACGUUGUAUGAAAGACAGCACUUGGAACCAGAGUAAACCAGUCUGCAAAGCUAUCACAUGUGGCCCACCUCCUCAAGUGCUCCAUGGAAAAGUGGAAGGAUCAGAUUACCGUUGGGGGUCCAGUAUAAGUUACAAUUGUGCAGAGGGCUAUCAGUUAUCCAAUGCAGCUAUUCUUUCAUGUGAAGGACGAGGUGUAUGGAGGGGAGAUGUCCCACAAUGUCUCCCUGCAUUUUGUGGAGAUCCUGGUACUCCAGCUGAGGGGCGUCUUAAUGGGAAAAGUUUCACUUACAGAUCUGAAGUCUCCUUUCAGUGCCGACCCCCUUUUAUACUGAUAGGAUCUUCAAGACGAGUCUGUCAAGCAGAUAGUGUUUGGAGUGGAAUUCAACCAACAUGUAUUGAUCCAGCCCAUAACACUUGCACAGAUCCUGGUACUCCACCUUAUGGAAUACAGAACAAUUCUAGGGGUUAUGAGGUUGGAAGCACAGUCUUUUUCAGAUGUAGGAAGGGUUAUCAUAUUCAAGGCUCUACUACUCGAUCUUGUCUUGCAAACUUAACUUGGAGUGGUAUACAGUCUGAAUGCAUUCCUCAUGCUUGCAGACAACCAGAGACACCAGCGCAUGUAGAUGUGAAAGCGAUAGAUCUUCCUACUUUAGGUUACACUUUGGUGUAUACCUGUCAGCCAGGAUUUUUUCUUGCUGGUGGAUCAGAGCACCGGACAUGUAAACCAGAUAUGAAAUGGACAGGAAAGCCACCUAUUUGUAAAAGUAAAGGAGUGAGAGAAGUUAAUGAAACAAUAACUAAAACUCCAGUUCCUUCAGAUGUGUUUUUCAUAAAUUCAUUGUGGAAGGGAUUUUAUGAGUAUCUAGGGAAAAGGCAACCUGCUACGCUGACAGUCGACUGGUUCAAUACUACAAGCAGCAAGGUGAAUGCCACAUUCAUUGAAUCAUCCAAUGUACAACUUAAGCUAUCAGGUGUUUACAAGAAAGAAGAGGCUCAUUUGCUUUUAAAAGUCUUUCAGAUUAAAGGACCUGUGGAAACUUUUGUAAGCAAAUUUGAAAAUGAUAACUGGGCACUAGAUGGCUAUGUAUCAUCAGGGCUUGAAAGAGGUAUGUUUACUUACCAAGGUGAUAUGCAUGGAAAAGACUUCGGAAAAUUUAUGCUCCAAAGGCAAGGUCCUUUAAGCACAGAUGCAGAUCAUUCAAAUCACUAUUAUGGCACAAACAGCAGUUCUGUUGCAGCUGCCAUCCUGGUACCAUUCUUUGCUCUAAUAUUAUCAGGGUUUGCAUUUUACCUCUACAAACACAGAACAAGACCAAAAGUACAGUACAAUGGAUAUGCUGGUCAUGAAAACAGUAAUGGACAGGCUUCAUUUGAAAAUCCCAUGUAUGACACAAACUUAAAGCCCACAGAGGCAAAGGCUGUGAGGUUUGACACGACUCUAAACACAGUUUGUACAGUGGUAUAGCCUUCAGUGCCCAAUAUGACUGAUUCAUAGCCAUACCUCUUAUGGACAAGCAGUAAUUCCUUUGGUGCCAUAUACCAGUUUUCCUUCUUCUCUUGGCUUUGCUGCUGUAAUCUUUAACAUCUUCUGUUGGCAUACAUGCAGCUAAAUUUUCUGGUAAAAUGUGACAGUCUUCUGGGGAUCAGAAAAAGAAUAUUUUUUCGUCUUAAAAGUGGAUUAAAAUGCCUGGCUGCAUCGGCUUCAGAUUAAGGCACACUCUAAGGAAGACUGUCAAGUCAUGCCUAUUUGUUAUAUUUAAUGCCUCAGACUUUCAUAUUUGUAUGUGGCUGGAUGCCUUUCAAUGCAAUCUUCUGGGCACUUGGAUAAAUCCUUUGGGUACUGUGACAAAUGAUAGCACCACAGAUUAUCCCCAAGAAUAGGAACAUUCUGAAGAAAAAAGCUUUCUUGAAGGAAAAGACAACCUUCGUCAAGGUUGCACACACCUACAAAUGCUUUACCAUUGAAAUCUUGUUACAAUUAAAGCAACCUACGGUACAUCUCAGAUGUUCAUACAUAGGGCGGUUUGCAAAUUUCCCAGUCACCUGUUGUAUUGCAAAAUGUUAAUGCACAAUUUUUUGCACUAGUGUGUUAUGAAUGACUGAGUAAGAUACUGGUAAAAAAACAUACAGGGUUUAUAUACACAAUCCAUUGUAUAUAAAUAUUCACUCACUCUUGGACAAGCAAAACAUUCCAUAGUAAGUUGACUUUGUGUGGUAGAGUAUGACCCCCAUACUUUAAAAAAGAUUAAAACACUUGUGCUAUGGAAGAGAAUUUAAUUUUGUUCUUUUUCAUUUUCUAAAUUUCUCUGUAGACAUCAGUACAAAUCACUGGAGACUUCCAGCCAGAAAGACCCAAUUUCUAGUAAAUCUUCAUUUCCAAUAAUAUUUUCUUCCAAAAUCAGUCAUUAUUGUCAGUAUCAUACAAUUUAACAGCAGGGGGGUUAGCAGCUAUUGCUGCUUGCCAUGUACAAAUGUGAAUAGUAAUUUAUUUUAGAUAGCUCAUAAAGCCCGUGAGCUUGCGCUCACAAUACAGUCUUCCCUUUUGCAUUUUUUCCAUUUUUUCUUAUGAUAUGACAUCAUUUUCUGAUGUUACACUGAACUAAAACACAUUACAGUAGCAUAUGUAAACCCAAUGCAAAUUGUCUAUAACAAGCUAUCAUUAAUUUUCUACGCAGAACAAAAGAGAAAUAUUCAGCUGUCUUUGCUGUUUCUUUAUUUUUUUUUUAUUUUUUUUAAACACACUGAUUGCUUUUGUACUCAUACAGUUUGACAGAGAAAUUUUGAGAUUUGUAAGUAUGAAUUGUUGAGAGUAAUGCAGCUAAUGUUUGUUUAGGACUAUUGGUAAUUUUUUUAGGAAACAAAUAUAUUAAUGAUUAGAUUGAUUGAAAUAUUCCUUGAAAAUUGUCAAAUUGCAGGGAAUAAUUAAAAACAAAUGAUAUUUCAUCAGACAUAUUGAGCUCAAAAACUUUGAGUUGUUUUGUACUUCAGUUCUAAAAAAAAUCUAUUUUUAAAUUCUGAAAUCCAAAUUUAUCAUUCAUGAUUAUAAAAAAUGUUUCUGAAUUCAAUGUGGGGAGAGUCUGGCUAUUCAACAUAACACCAAAAAGAAGUGUUAACCCAACUGAUGAUUUCUCAGCUAAUGCUGUAGCACAGAAGAAAUUUCAAAAGUAAUUCUUGAUCAGUUUAAAGAAUGCUACAUCUUUUAGAUGGCAAAUACCAGCAAUACUAUAAAGUAUCCUAGGGCCUCCAGCAGUUAUUUUCUUCACAUGAGUAAGAAAAUACCAAGAUCAUUUAAUAAAUAAUCCUUUUCAGACCGUUCCCUCUUCAUUUUUGUUGGUGGUAGUUUUGCAUAUGAAUUUAUAUUUGUGUGUCACAUCCCAGAGAUCUGCACAUUUUCUGAAAAAGACCAAAAAUGAUCAGAUCAAAAUCUGUCUCCAUUUCCUCCCAUUUCUGCCGCAUUGCACAGGAAUUUACUUAGUUGAGAGAGAGCCUCCCGCAGCAUAAUGGGUCAGGUCAUUAGCAGCUAAACUGAGAUCCCAUCUGUGGAUUCAGAAACCUAAGAUUUUUGUCAGCUUUUGAAAAUUUUGUACUACUGUCUUGGGAGGUGUUUUGUGGUGGCAAUGACAGGAAAAAUCCCAAACUUGAGUAAUUCAAAAGAGAUUAAAAUGCUAACUAAAUAGCCUGUUUUGACUCUGUCUAAUCCUAACUUUCUGUCCUGCUGGCCAGUGAUCUAUGUACAUUGAGGAUCACGGGGAAAGGAGGAGGGAUUCAUAAAAGAAAACAGAGGUAUCAGAAUGAAUUAUUUUACAUUUCAUUUUAUAGAGUCCUGUUCCUGCUAAUCCUUUCUCAGGUGAUUAGCUCUAAAGGGGUAUGUAAGGACUGCUUGCCUGAGUAAACAGAUUCUGGAUCGGACCAUUGUUAUGGGACAUUAUGAGCUUCAGCAUGCUGACCUAAUGCAGUCAAAACACCCUUUGAGAGUAAUUGGGACUGUGUUCUGUACAGGAACUUCAGGGUUGGGCCCAGAUAAAAAACGAUCUCAUUUUGUUCUCAGUUCAGUGUGUAACCCUCUGUGGUCCCUCCUUUUCUAUUAUAUGUUCAUUGCACUGAUUGGGUUAGAUCUCUGACUCCUGCAGUUAUGUGAUGGAGGGUUGUGUGUAUGCGCAAUUUUACAUGGUGCUUCAUCAAACUGAAUCUUUUACAAAGUUGUGGAGCGGUCAAAUAAUGGCAGUGAGGAAAUCUGCUUUCUGAGGUAACUGCAAAAGACUCUUCCCCAAGGUUGACCAGACCCAUACAAUGGGCAAAGAAUACAUGCUAUAAUUUAAAAACAAAAACAAAACAGGUUAUGUGCUUCAAAGCUGUUUAAAACUGCUGCUUGUAUCACACAUCUUGCCUUUCUCCAGGCUAGCUGCAAUAAUUUUUUUUCUUGUGUAAAAUAUUUUGUAAACAAAAAAAAAGCUGUUAUGGGAGGGGGUAAUUGGGGGGAGGUUGGGGAAGAAUGCCGGCAUUAUGAUCAAGUCAAUCUAAUUUUCAUUCCCAGUAUUCCAUUCUGCCAUUUCACUACAUGCUGCUGUGACAUGAAGUAGGUGCAAAAGAACUUUUUGUACAGAGAUAUAUUUUUUAUGAAGAAUUUGUAAAAUUAUUAAAUAUGCUGUACUUUUUUGAUUAAUGUAGGUAAAUUGUUAAAAUAAAUGUUUUUACAAUACAAAAGAAAAAAAAUGUAAUUUUCCCAAUAAUGUAAAAUGUACCAUCUCUAGCUAAUUUUCAGUUCUGAUCCUAUUACACAUGUAUUAAUAUUAAAGUGGCCUGUUAAAAUACACAGUAUUCUUUUUUUGACAAAAACAAAUAAAUAUUAUAAAAAUAUUGUAAUAUAGCCUGUGCAAUGACACCUAUCUUGA
Molecule: messenger RNA, 13743 nt
Organism: Trachemys scripta elegans
Lineage: Eukaryota; Metazoa; Chordata; Testudines; Emydidae
Product: CUB and sushi domain-containing protein 1-like
Exons: 66
Coding region: 402-10316 (3304 amino acids)
Source: RefSeq, a predicted model, not a curated record